This is a messenger RNA of Lycium barbarum (goji berry), 1518 nucleotides long. RefSeq names its product nuclear transcription factor Y subunit A-7-like. The coding region runs from base 456 to 1076 and encodes 206 amino acids. Gene Ontology annotation, cellular component: CCAAT-binding factor complex. Lineage: Eukaryota; Viridiplantae; Streptophyta; Magnoliopsida; Solanales; Solanaceae. The transcript has 6 exons. Gene Ontology annotation, biological process: regulation of transcription by RNA polymerase II. Gene Ontology annotation, molecular function: DNA-binding transcription factor activity, RNA polymerase II-specific; RNA polymerase II cis-regulatory region sequence-specific DNA binding. The record is from RefSeq and is a predicted model, not a curated record.
UGUUGAAGAAAAUGAGUUUUGCUGAAAAUGUAUUUUUUUUUUAGAAUUUGCAAGUUUUCGCAACAAAGAAAAUGAAGAAAUCUCGAGAUUUGAGCUUCGCAACUUCUGUUAUUUUCUUUUAAAUAUAAGAAUAAUUAACUCUGUUAUUUGUUGUUUCACUGAGAAACUUAACCUUUUUUUUUUUCUUUCUAUUUACAUAGUUAACUGAAUUUCAAACUCGUGACACUUUGGUUUGAAUUGUGCACUCUUGGACACACUAACUGGAAUAUGUGAAAAUCCAUGUAAUUUUAAGGUUGACUGUAGUUUGAAAGAUGAAAAAUAUGAAGGUUGACUGUAAUUUGGCUGUUUGAAGGAAAUGGUUUUAUGUGUAGAAAUGUUGAGACAUGACAAUGGAAGAAGUCUGAUCAUUAUAUCUGAAGGUUUGUUAAUUUGGGAAUUCUGUGGCAAGCAGUGUCAUGACGUCCUCGCUUCAUUAUCAUUCAGAUGGUAGUGAGAGUGAACAGCCAGAGAAUCAUAGCGAGUCUUCAUCCCCUGCAACUGGAAUGUCUGUCCCUGGCACCGUAGCACCAAAUAUGCACUAUGUGAUGCCCACUCAACUUGGCAAUGGAAAUGAUAUGUUGCAGGCUCAAACAGCUUAUCCUUAUUCAGACCCGUACUACCGGAGCAUCUUUGCACCGUACGAUGCACAGCCUUAUCCUACACAACCUUAUCCAGCACAACCAAUGGUUCACGUUCAGCUAAUGGGAAUUCAGCAAGCUGGUGUUCCUUUGCCAUCAGACACAAUAGACGAACCUGUUUUUGUCAAUGCAAAACAGUAUCAUGGCAUCUUGAGGCGUCGACAAUCUCGUGCGAAAGCUGAGUCAGAAAGGAAACUUCUGAAAGCUAGGAAGCCCUACUUGCAUGAAUCACGUCAUUUGCAUGCAUUGAAAAGAGCAAGAGGAUGUGGGGGUCGUUUCCUGACAGCAAAUAAAACUGAUAAACAGCAGAAACCGGAUGAAUCUGGUGAUAAAUCACAGGUCAACAUUAAUCACGAGUCUGGAAAAGAUGAGGUUGCUUCUUCAGAGAAUGCCUCUUGAUUUUUUGCAACAAAGCAAUAUCAAGGACUUUGUGGACCAUAGAAACAGCAUGCUUUCGUCAAAGUGGAACUGUGGUAGCUGGGGAAAAUCCGGGUGAUAAUGGUGUUCUGUAUGUUUAUCUCAGUGUAGAAAGAUCAGAAUAGGCAACUUGUUUGAUAGUUACAAAGUGGUCGCUGGACGUAUAUUCUUAAAAUAUUGUCUUUCUGAGCUUCGUUUGUAGACAUUCUUUGUUGUCCUUUUGUAAUUACUUUGUGAUUAAUUCAACUGUAGCUUAUAUCGAGUCAGAAAUUAGAGUUACUCAUAAUGUUUGACAUUGUGCUUGUUAGUUUAGGAAGAUAAGCUUGUAAUGCUGCUAGUUGAUGGAUCUUAUUUUUUUUAGGUCAAUGCAUGCUGUGUCAAUAUACCUGUUAUAAGGAAGGUCCACUGUGAUUUUUGGUUCUUA